This is a messenger RNA of Capsicum annuum, 1444 nucleotides long. RefSeq lists its product as uncharacterized. The transcript is spliced from 11 exons. The coding region runs from base 319 to 1107 and encodes 262 amino acids. The record is from RefSeq and is a predicted model, not a curated record. Lineage: Eukaryota; Viridiplantae; Streptophyta; Magnoliopsida; Solanales; Solanaceae.
CGGUGACAAGGUAUAUAGAACCCAACACUUAGCAAUACGGAUAUAUAUAGCCCAAAACAUGAAACGGUAUAUAUAGACCAAAACUUUAACCAUAGAUGUCCUGAGCUAAACUUUUAAUAAAAAUAUAUCUAAUAUUUUCGUAAAGUGCAGAAACAUAUUUGACCCUCUUCCCAUUUGAAGUACUUGUAAUAAAAAUGGAAAGAGUUGAUAUAUUCCCUCCAAUGUAGAAUAUUGAGGAAACUUGGAAAAAAUUGAAAUUGGGUUGAGAAAGUGGGGGAAUUCUGAAAGCUGGAUCUGGAAAUCUCGUUUUCUGGAAAAAUGGAAGAGUAUUUGCGGUGCAUGAAGACUCUGCGCACUCAAAUGAAUGAUGUGGAGGAUCAAGCAGUUAAGAUAACAGCCGAGGAACAAAUGCAGAUCACUGCAGUGCAAAAUCUCCAAAAUGAAAUUAACUCAGUGAAAUCCCAGACUAGCCAUCUCAGAGAGGAAAUUGCUAGGAUACUGGAGAAAAAGGGGCACAUCUGUUCCAUGAUUUUGGAAAAACAAAGAAAAGUUGCUUCUUUAGGAGCUGAUUCAUCCACCCUCAACCAGACAUCAGAGCUCCUUCAACAGGAAAGAAACAACCUCUCAGCAAAACUUCUACUGAAAAGUGAUUACUAUGCUAAGACUGUUAUGGAAGUAGCUGCUCAGCUAGGAGAACAACAGGGUUGGAUCAAUAUCAAAGAUUGCAAAGAGAACUUGUGUGUUGGAGUGAAUGACCAGGUGAUGGGCAAAAUUGGUGAGGAAAUUGGUGAAAUUGAAGAGAAUCAGGAUAAUGUGGCAGAAAUUCUAAAGAUGAAUUUGACAGAUGCUAAAACAAAGCUAAACCAGAUGAAUGAGCUGAAGUCUGAACUUGUCACAGAGAACAGUCAGGUACGGAGAUGUAUUGAGCUUCUGAAGUCAAAGAUGAAUGAUUUCAAGGCACAACUCAGGGAAAUGGAUAGCAAAUCCUUACAAGAGGAGUACCAAGCACUUCUAUCAGACAAAGCUGGAGAGGCAGGGUAUCUGCAGUCUUUACAACUCCAGAUUGCAAAAUUGAUGAGAAUUUCCCACAGUAUGAAAUGUUCUUGAGGAGAGGAGUUCAAGAUAUACGUGGAUCUUUGUGGAUGAAAAUGACCAGGGCCAGGCAAGUAAUUCAACUAACUAGGUGGUGGAGUUUCUUCAGUAUUAAUCAGGUAUAUUUGCAAAUAACAGUCGAGAUAGUUUGAGAAAAAUGGGGAAGAUAAUGCAGGGAAGCUGUUGCAGUUGUUGAGAUGGCAUAAUGUGGUUUGUACUUUGUUGCAGUAGUAUCUGUGUUCUAUGUAAAACAUACUUAUCAAAUGCUCGUAGAGUUCUGCUUGAAUGACUAAAUAAGCGUGACUAAACAUAAGCUGAGCAUUUCGCGUAUAGAAAAUUGGACAUUUCAUCA